Molecule: messenger RNA, 2222 nt
Organism: Cervus elaphus (red deer)
Lineage: Eukaryota; Metazoa; Chordata; Mammalia; Artiodactyla; Cervidae
Gene: SUV39H2
Product: SUV39H2 histone lysine methyltransferase
Exons: 6
Coding region: 19-1638 (539 amino acids)
Cellular component (GO): nucleus
Molecular function (GO): histone H3K9 methyltransferase activity; zinc ion binding; protein binding
Source: RefSeq, a predicted model, not a curated record
GAAUGAAAGCUCCUCAAGAUGGCGGCGGCCGGGGCCGAGGCGCCAGGAGGUGAGGGCUGGAGAGCGGCGCCCCGCACUGUCCCCCGUCCGCCGGGCAAACUCCCGAGGCCCGAAAAGCGGGGCCGAAACGCGCGGGCCGGCCGGAGCGCGACGCGGCGAGACAUCGCCUUCCGCGCGGCUGACACCGCGGCCCCCAGACGCGCGCCGCGGGCUCCUCCCUGCCCCCGGCCCCUGACCCUCCUCGCGGCUCGGCCCGCCCGCUGCCCGCAGUCUCUUCCCGCGCCCGGCCCUCGCGAGGCCCGGCCCCCGCCCUCCGCUGCCGUCCCACGGACCCGGCGGCCCAGUCCCCGCCGCCGGUCGGCCCCGACACCCCACCCCGCCCGACCGCCGUUUGGGGGCAACCGGGUAGCUACGGCGGAUCCUUGCGCGGCUCGAGCUUGGUGUGUGCCUUGCCUAGUUUCACUUGAUACUCUUCAGGAAUUAUGUAGAAAAGAAAAGCUCACAUGUAAAUCGAUUGGAAUCACCAAAAGGAAUCUAAACAAUUAUGAGGUGGAAUACUUGUGUGACUACAAGGUAGUAAAGGAUAUGGAAUAUUAUCUUGUAAAAUGGAAAGGAUGGCCAGAUUCUACAAAUACUUGGGAACCUUUGCAAAAUCUCAAGUGCCCAUUACUACUUCAGCAGUUCUCUAAUGACAAGCAUAAUUAUUUAUCUCAGGUAAAGAAAGGCAAAGCAAUAACUCUCAAAGAAAAUCACAGAGCCUUGAAACCUGCUGUUGCUGAAUACAUUGUGAAGAAGGCUAAGCAAAGGAUAGCCCUGCAGAGGUGGCAGGAUGAACUCAACAGAAGGAAGACUCACAAAGGAAUGAUUUUUGUCGAAAAUACUGUGGACUUAGAGGGGCCCCCUUCAGACUUCUACUACAUUAAUGAAUACAAACCAGCUCCUGGAAUCAGCUUAGUAAAUGAAGCUACCUUUGGUUGUUCAUGCAGAGAUUGCUUCUUUGAAAAAUGUUGUCCUGCUGAAGCUGGAGUUCUUUUGGCUUAUAAUAAAAAUCAACAAAUUAAAAUCCCACCUGGCACCCCCAUUUACGAGUGCAACUCGAGGUGUCAGUGUGGGCCCGAUUGUCCCAACAGGAUCGUACAGAAGGGCACACAGUAUUCCCUUUGCAUCUUUCGAACGAGCAAUGGCUGUGGCUGGGGCGUAAAAACCCUUGUGAAGAUUAAAAGAAUGAGUUUUGUCAUGGAAUAUGUUGGAGAGGUAAUCACCAGUGAGGAAGCCGAGAGACGUGGGCAGUUGUAUGACAACAAAGGAAUCACAUAUCUCUUUGAUCUGGACUAUGAAUCUGAUGAAUUCACAGUGGAUGCAGCUCGAUACGGAAAUGUGUCUCAUUUUGUGAAUCACAGUUGUGACCCAAACCUUCAGGUGUUCAAUGUUUUCAUUGAUAACCUCGAUACCCGUCUUCCCCGAAUAGCAUUAUUUUCCACGAGAACUAUCAAUGCUGGAGAAGAGCUCACUUUUGAUUAUCAAAUGAAAGGUUCUGGAGAUGUAUCUUCAGAUUCUAUUGACCACAGCCCAGCCAAAAAGAGAGCCAGAACUGUGUGCAAAUGUGGAGCUGUGACUUGCAGAGGUUACCUCAACUGAAUUUUCAGGAAAUAGAACUUAUGAUGAUUACAGUGUUUUUUCUAAUGUUAACAUUUUAAAAGUAUUUCAGACUUUUUUCAUAUUAUCAAGAUUAUACACUACGAUGAUUUACAAUUCAUCUUUCAGACUGUUGGCCAAAUGCAUUACUGAUACUUAUUAUGAAGAGAGGCACAUAGGGUCACAUACACUAAUUCUAAAUAAACAUAUUCAGUGGCUAGAUACCAAACAUGAAAGGAAAACUAUUUGCAAAUCAACAGAUAUAUACUUAAGAGGAAGUCUAUGUGAAUAUAGAGAAAUGCCUCCUUCAGUGUUUGUUAAACUGAUGAUGUAACAGUUGCUAAGACUGAACAUUCAAUUCGCCAUACACCUUGAAUUUAGAGAAAUAGAGUUAAUUCAUAUUGGACAAAUACACAAGUUCUAUUUUUGUUAUUGUCAUUCCUGUUUACCUACUUACAACUCUUUGUACUUGUAUUUGAGACAAAUAGGUGAUACUGAAUUAUACUCUAUUUUCUACUUUCAUUAAAACAUUGGUAUCUUAAUGAUAUAGAAAUUUAAGGUCUAAAAUUAAAUGUAAAAAAAUUUAA